GAAAAAAAAACCAUGUGACGUAGAGUCCAAGAUGGCGGCUCCCCUCUCCACGAUGAAAUUUUGGAAGCCGGGGUCUGAGGCGCCAGGGAUCUCCGAGGAACGCGAGCUCAACUCAGAGACCACCGGCUCCCCCGUCAUCUUUAACCCGCACACCGCCCUCUCUAUCGAGAAACAACGACAAAAACUCCCCGUUUUCAAGCACAGAAACAACAUCCUUUACCUGGUGGAGAGCUAUCAGACUGUCAUCAUUGUUGGAGAGACCGGCUGUGGGAAGACAACACAGAUACCUCAGUACCUGCUAGAGGCUGGCUGGGCAGCAGAGGGGAAGGUGAUUGGAGUGACACAGCCCCGACGAGUGGCUGCUAUCUCUGUAGCUAACCGUGUAGCAGAGGAGCGGGGGGCCCUGCUGGGACAUGAGGUGGGAUAUACAAUCCGAUUUGACGACUGCUCUGAUCCCCAAGCCACACGGAUCAAGUUCCUUACAGAUGGCAUGCUGGUGCGGGAGAUGAUGUCUGAUCCUCUUUUGAAAAAAUACAGUGUGUUGAUGUUAGAUGAGGCUCAUGAGAGAACCCUAUACACAGACAUAGCCAUUGGACUACUUAAGAAGAUCCAGAAAAAGCGGCGAGACUUGCGGCUGAUCGUGGCCUCUGCCACUCUGGAUGCCAAGAAAUUCCAUGACUUCUUCAACCUGAAUGAGUCGGGUGAUCCCAACAAGGACACGUGUGGUAUUCUGACAGUAGAAGGACGCACCUUUCCAGUGGACGUCUUCUACACUGUCAGUCCUGUCCCAGACUAUGUAAAGGCCACGGUGGAGACUGUAAUGAAGAUCCAUGAGACGGAGGAUGAUGGAGAUGUCCUGGCUUUUCUUACAGGACAGGAUGAGGUGGAAAAAGUGGUAUCCCUUCUGCAGGACCAGGCCAGGACUCUGUCACGAUAUGGCAUGAAGAAACACUUGAGAAUUUUGCCCAUGUACUCCGGUUUACUGUAUGCUGAGCAGAUGAAGGUCUUUGAGCGAGCGCCUACCUCUGUUCGCAAGAUUGUGGUGGCCACUAACAUCGCUGAGACUUCCAUCACUAUCAAUGGAGUUGUAUUUGUCAUCGACUGCGCGUUUGUGAAGCUGCGAGUCUAUAACCCCAGCACUGCCAUCGAAUCUCUGGUGGUAACUCCCAUCUCCAAGGCUUCAGCCAGCCAAAGAGCAGGCAGAGCCGGGCGAAACCGACCAGGGAAGUGCUUUAGACUGUACACAGAGGAGGACUUUGAGAAACUGCCUGCCUCCACUGUGCCAGAGAUGCAGCGCACCAAUUUAGCCCCUGUCAUCCUGCAGCUCAAAGCGUUAGGCAUCGACAACGUGCUGCGGUUCAGCUUCCUUUCUCCUCCUCCAGCUCAGACCAUGGUGCAGGCUCUGGAGCUGCUCUACGCUCUAGGAGGUCUGGACCAUUACGGACGUUUGACUGAUCCCAUGGGUGUGCGGAUGGCAGAGUUUCCUCUCAGCCCCAUGUUUGCCAAGAUGCUCCUAGAGUCAGGAAACUUUGGCUGCUCCAAAGAGAUUGUAACUAUUGCAGCAAUGAUGCAGAUCCAGAACAUAUUUGUUGUUCCGCCCAAUCAGAAGAAAGCUGCUGCCCGAGAGCACAGGAAAUUUGCAGUUGCUGAGGGAGACCACCUCACAAUGCUGAAUGUGUAUGAAGCAUUCAUUAAGCACCAGAAGAGCUCCCAGUGGUGUCAGGAACACUUCCUAAACUAUAAGGGCCUGCUGCGGGCCGUGACUGUACGAGAGCAGCUGCGGCGGCUCAUGAACAAGUUUAAGGUGGCACGGACUUCCAGUGAAGGUGACCCUGAUGUGAUCUUAAAGUGCAUUGUAGUUGGGUUCUUUUCUAAUGCAGCCCGUAUUCAUCAUUCUGGUUCAUACCGGACUUUACGAGACGACCGUGAGCUUCACAUUCAUCCAAACUCUGUGCUGUUUGGCGAGAAACCUCCAAAGUGGGUUGUUUUUAACGAAGUGGUGCAGACAGCAAAAUACUACAUGCGUGAUGUGACUGCUGUUGAGUCAUCCUGGUUGGUUGAGUUGGCCCCUCACUUUUACAAGCAGGCCAAGCACGGUUCACUCGCCAGCAAGAGGUCCCGAGUCCUCUAAAUCUCACCAUCCUUACUCCACCUUAAGACGAGGAGAUACAUUGAGCUAUGAAGAGAGGCUCCCUCUCAAGUUGCCACUGUGGCCCUUUCCAUCUCAUUGUAUAUAAAGAUGUAUUAUAUAUUUAUGCCCUGAUCCACCUGCACAACCCCAUCACACAGUGUAGCCAUGCUAGAGUGGGAUUAAGUGGAUACAUUUUUAGGGAUGAUGAUAACACUUGGGACUUGCUUUAUUUGAAAGCGUCUGUCUUACGUUAAUGUAGUUCACAUUUUGGCCUCUGAGUAAUGAAUUUGAUAUGAGACCAGGCCGUGCCUGUCUUUUGUUCCCACAAGUUUAGUCAUGUAGUUCACUUCAAUUAUUCUUGUAUAUAGUCAGAGCAGGCUCAGGUCCAGGGAUAGACCCGUCCAUACCUGGUUCUUGGCUGUAUUAUUUUUUUAACUGCUGUAUUUUUCCUGUUGCAUGAUCCAUAAUGGAAGAUAAAGGACUGUGAGGAUGUUUCCGUUUGAGAGACUUGUGGCUAAGUUUUAUUUGGUUAAUUUGUUUCUCACACAACGCGGGAACCUUUAUGUUUAAACUCAUUUUAUUUCCAGUUAAGUUUUGAUAAUUUCAACUUUCUUUAUUUUCAUAAAGAAUGUAAUUUGGUUAUAUAUGUUUUCAGAGAUUUGCUGCAGAAGGAAACACAUUAUUUUUUAUUUUUCAAUCAACCCCAGAUCCUACAUCUAAGAUACUGUGAAAAGACUUACUGAACUUUGUUUCUCACUCUGUGUUGCCACUUUACUACAGUCUAGCUCAGACAUAGUGGCCUUGUCACCACUCUGUGCCAAUUUUCUUUAUCAGCCUAUUUCACAUUUCCUUUUCAGAUGGAAUGUGUAAAUGCACCUGAGCAUUUAAAAUGAAAAGCUGUGAAAUCAAAACUAUGAAGUGCCAUUUGUUCUUGUAAUGAAAAAGUGCAUUUAGACAUGCAUCCAAAGCCUCAAAGAAACAGUAGCAUUUAUUGGAUUUCAGCCAUCUCUUUGCCUUUCCUCCAGUGGAUUGUCUCGGUUUAGGGCAAGGAUUUUUUUGUACUUUUUUGUUCCCUGUUGCCAUCAAUUUCAUCUUCGAGGUGUUCAGGAGAAAAGCCAUUUGUUUGUGAUUUCCGUUACAAAUUUACAGCAUAUGUCCUACAUUUCUACUUUUGUUCAUUUUUGUAAUUUAUGGUUUGUUUUUCUUCAGAGGUAUUUGGCCCUGAAAGCGUCAGUGAGCAGUAUAUCAAAGGUUUUGUCAUUUUAAUCUGCUUCCAAACCAGUUAGAUCACUGUUACAAAAUUCAACUUCCACCUGCAUGGUUCUUUGUAGAUCUUGUUCUUAAGGUUACUACUGUAGAUUCAGUGAAACUGUAAUGAAACCACAGAACAACACCGUAGAGUAGACAAUUUAACCAACACAGAUGAGACGGGUAUACAAAUGAGGUACCUUUGCAUGCUGAACAGUACUCUGAUGUUAACACUUAAGAUCACCUUGUAGACUAAUUGCAAAUUAAACAUUUGCAAACCAGCUUGUUUAUCCUCAUUUGUGCUGAUACUCCUGAGUAUAUAUGCAGCCAAAGCAGUAACCUGUAGACCUGUGUAUUUGCUCACCUCUGAGAUAAAAACUGUCACAUGCCAUUUCUUCCUCACAUCCUCAAAUAAAGCCUUAUUGUCAUGCACAAAA
Messenger RNA from Notolabrus celidotus (New Zealand spotty), 3816 nucleotides. RefSeq names its product probable ATP-dependent RNA helicase DHX35. Lineage: Eukaryota; Metazoa; Chordata; Actinopteri; Labriformes; Labridae. Bases 32 to 2131 code for a protein of 699 amino acids. The transcript has 21 exons. Gene Ontology annotation, cellular component: catalytic step 2 spliceosome; intracellular anatomical structure. Gene Ontology annotation, molecular function: RNA binding; ATP binding. The record is from RefSeq and is a predicted model, not a curated record.